This is a messenger RNA of Pedinophyceae sp. YPF-701, 1671 nucleotides long. The record is from the annotation of a GenBank genome assembly. Lineage: Eukaryota; Viridiplantae; Chlorophyta; Pedinophyceae.
AUGAAAGGCACGAAAUCAUGCGAGAACUGCGGGACGACGCGGACGCCGAUGUGGCGGGGAACGCUGUGCAACGCCUGCGGGAUGCACAAGCGCCGCCACGGCGUUGACAGGGAGCCCGACGCAGUCGUCAGGCCCGGGGGCAAUCGAUCCGCGAAGGCAUCUCCUCGCAAACGCGAGCGCAGCACGGCAGACAAAGAGGGCACGCCGCGCAAGUCCCGGCGCCUCUCCUUCGAUGGCGCCGGCCCGGCCCGGCCCGCCGCGACCGCGUCCCGCUCGGCCAAGCUCGCCGACGCCAACGACACCCCCAGAGGCCCCGCGUCAAGCGCCUCGCCCCAAGUCCUCCCCGACGCGCCAACGGCCCACCCGCGCCCCUCCGGCGCCACGACGGACGCCCCCGCCCUCGCGCCGGGCAAGUCCUCCGACGCAGCCGACCCGGGCGUCCGCCGCUCCCUGCGACGCCGCAACGACCUGGGGAAAGCCGUCGUGCGCGCGCAGCGCUUCCCGGGCGUCCACCUCGGCGGCGGCCUCGGCGGCGGCGUCCCGAAGCGCGAGUUCGGCACCGCGGUCUCGCACCGCAGCGGCCCGAAGUGGGGCCCCAUGGACUUCUCGCGGAUCUUCCCCGCGGACAUGCACGGCGCGGAGCAGCACGCGACGAUCGUGAAGCUGCAGCCGCCGCCGGGCCCUGCGCGCGCCGUGGCCACGCUGCUCGCGCUCGCGCGCCACGGGGAGGACCUGGUCGGCGUGCCGCUGCACCAGAGGUCGAGCUGUAUCCAGUGCAGCGCGACGCUGGCGUACGACUGGUACGAGAUCGAGGGCGUCGACGGGCCGACGUGCGAUGCGUGUUUCGACGGCCAGCGGCGCCGCGGUGCGGCCGUGGCGGUCGCGGCUGCGGCGGGGAGCCCGCCGGAGCGGCCAGAGCCGGCGGCGCCGGCGGCGCGGGCGAGGCCGAAGCCGACGGGGACGCCCGCGUGCGGGAGCUGCGCGGCGGCGAUGUCGCGCGGGUGGUACCGCUCGUUCAACACGUUGCUGUGCACGGACUGCUACCACCACGAAGCGCAGCACGGCAAGCUGCACCCGAACUUCCAAACAAGCGCCACGCGGCACCUCAUGGUGCCCACGCAGCCGCGCGGCCGGCCACCGGGCCGGGGCCGCGGGCGCCCACCGGGCCGCGGGCGCGGGCGCGGGCGCCCACCUCUCAACGGCCGCAUCUGGAUCCGCGGGAUCGGGGUGCUGCCGGACAUCCCCGGGGCUGCGGCCCGGCGGGGGAAGAAGCAGGCGGGCGCGGUCGUGCACCCGUGGAGCAGCGAAGACGAGGGGGCCCGCGGGGUGGACGACGCACUGCAGGCCGAAUUUGACGCGUUGGCGGAGUUCGAGGCGCCGCCGACGUCGCGGAGCGGGCGUGCGGUGCGGUCGGUGCGGCGGGAGGGGGCGGGGGCGCUGCUGCUGCGGCGGGUGGAGCAGGGGCGCGGGGCGGAGCGGCGGCCGCACCCGACGAAGCGAUGCACCAACUGCGGCACGCGGACGACGCCCGAGUGGCGGACGGGCCCGUCGGAUGGGAAGGUGGUGUGCAACGCGUGCUACCACUACGAGAAGCGGAACGGGACGAAGAGGGAGUCGGACGUGUGGGACCGGGACGGCGCGGCGCGGGACGGAGAGGGGGUGUCUGCCUGA